Molecule: messenger RNA, 2687 nt
Organism: Bursaphelenchus xylophilus (pine wood nematode)
Lineage: Eukaryota; Metazoa; Nematoda; Chromadorea; Rhabditida; Aphelenchoididae
Source: the annotation of a GenBank genome assembly
AUGUUUGGCAGGUUUGACAGAUUUGACACUCCCAGCAACCACAUCCUCAAGGUAAGCAUUUUUAUGAUAUUGUAGGUUGCGUAAGAUGGUGUAUUGUUUGGUAUUACCUCAUAUCACGUAUGGCUGGGGAUAUUAGGUAAUAUGUAAUCAAAAACUUGCUUUGCGUAAGGUCUAAUGCUGCUAUCGUGGGAUUUUAGAGGAUGGAGAACAUGGUUAUUGGAGUGGGCUCCAGAAGACCGAAAGCAACCGAGCAUGUGGUCCGAUUGGCUGUCUUAGCCAUCAUUGUGGAGAAGGCGAAGACGGAGGGCGGUUAUGAGAGUUUCUUGACCAUUUCCAAACGGUUCAACAAAUGGGUGAUGGAUCGGGAGUUCAUCAACCCUGUAAGUCUACCUUGUUCUAUUGUUUUUGUUAUCUUUUUUCUCUUUUACCCACUGAAUGCUCCCCUAAUUUGCCCAAUUAUCUCCUAAUCUAAUGCUCAGUUAUAUGUAUACGACAUUCAGAAGUUUACGGUUGGUUCCAUAGUGGAGAUCAUAAUUGAGGAGACCACCGAGUUGAACAACCGAUCCCAUGUGAGAAUCCUUCAAGUUGUCCCAUUCCGUCCGGAUAUCUUGUCACUGAAGCUGCAUCUCCAGAACAAUAUUCUUGUCCUCCGCGGGUUUUGUAUGAAGUGUGAUAUAGUGAAGAUCACUGACAACGACCACUUUGGAGCCUAUUUUGAUGAUGAUGUCGCGAUGAGGAUCCUCUUUCCCAAACAUCUCUCUGAAGAGUUCGAAAAGAUGUCGGAGAUUGAGCUUUUUGCGGUAAGUUCUCAUUAAUAUUGAAAGUGCUUGUUAUACUCGGCUUUUAACUUCUCUUAUUUCAGUUCGAAGCUCUUUAUUAUCCCGAUUACAUGCCGCGACAGUAUUUCGUUGCGUUUACUUGGAGUUUAAACCCCAAAGAAGGAUUCCACAAGGUAUAGAGGGCGGUCUGUUUUUUUAAAUAUUAAUUUAGUUCCCGGAAGUUCAUGACCCAAGGAACUACUCUUCAAAAUUUGUUUCUGGCCUUCUAAACACUACUCUUUCUACUUUAGAAAGUCGGUCAUCAAAGAUUGCAACGUCAUCGGGAGCUUCGAGUAGUAAGAUUAAUAUUUUUUGUUAACAAUGUAUGGGAGAUGAUUUAUAAAUUUUGGUUUUCAAUCGAGCAAAAGCGGCGAAUUCAGUGCAAACUUAAAUUUGGGCUAAAUUUCGGCUGAUAUUCUCCAAGUAAGGUUUAAAUUUCACUCCAAAAAUGCCCAAUUCUGUCCAAAUCAUGGCUGGAUUGGAAAACGAAAGGUAUAAAUCACCUCCCAUGUAUUCAAUUUCACUUGCAGUUUUUGGGUUUAGGUCGAAAGACGGAUGGAAAGACCGUCAGCACCCCAUUCGGAGGAAGAACUAUAACUCCACACACUUCCGAAAUCUCAUCAAGAUUGGCCGAAAGAAAGGAAGAAGAAAAUGGUAAGAACGGACUACUUUCUUCUCCAGUUUUAGGAAGUACUCAGGACGAGGGUUCUUCGCUUGCUCCGAGUGAUAUUGAGUCCAUUUCCACGAUCGAAAUAGAGGUUCCAGAGAGAAAGGGUAAUUUUUUUCGUAUAUGUGUGUAUGAUGUAAGGUUUGGUAGAAGGAUGGGUUCACUCGUAUUUUUGCAGCUAUUCCGUCAACCUCGACUAUUCAGACUGAGAACACGAUCAAAAGUUCUGUCGGAGAGGACGUCAAGUCUGACGGGAACGGGAGUCUAGACCUGGAAGAAGCCAGAUCGAAUGCAGUUUCUUUGGAUGAGGUGUUUGAAGACGAAAGUAAUGUCAUGAACAACAGCGCCAGUAGUCAAUGUGAGUUUAUUCUACUUUAAUUUAUAUGGUUUCGUCCUUAGGGGAUCUCUACAAGAGUUAUAUGUCAUCGAUGUCCAGUGAAAUUUCCAGAACCUUCAGCGACGCCCAUUUUGUUUCCUGGAAAGAUGUGAAAAUCUCGUCGAUUAAGAACAAUUACAUCUUUGUUGGAAACUUUGUAGGUUGGAUUUGGCUCUGUUAUGUUAGUUUUAGCUGUUGGAUAUCCUCGGAAUUUGUUACAAAGUAACGGCCAACUCUUCUUCUAUCUGGACUGCAAGAGGAAGUUUUUCAUACAAGAAGAAGCUCAGUGUCGGGCUAUGGGUUAAGUGCAUCGCUCAUACAACGGACGGCGAGGUCAUCGCUGCUACUCCUGUUAUUUCUCCGAUCCAUACCAGAAUUGUUGACGAGGAUGAGAGAGGAAAGAAGCUUGUGGUAAGUGUAAUAAAUAUAUCGUAUUAUGAUUAUAUAUUGUGUCGCAAAGAAAAAAAAGUUACGUAAAUAAUCUUUCCAGUUCUUUGGCUCGAUUUAUAUGGAUGGGGAAUAUGCCUACAACCGUUAUCUGGGCAAUGAGUAUCAGAAGGGACUCGUGAGAAGUGAUAAACUCCAAAGAGUCGCCGCCGAAUUCACUGUGCAAUUCGAGAAAGGAACCAUCAAAUGGGAAAAGAUCCACGAAGGUGUUCAACCAAGAAGGCUGAACCCGGCCAAAUCAAUCUACUCUCACAAGGAUGGCACCGUCAACAAUGAGUAUGUCAUCAAUAAAUGCCGCCUUCAACUCAAAACUGAGGCCGAAUAUGAAGCUGCUAAAGGAGACGUUUCUUUGGCGAUUCUCUCGGAAUCCGUUUCCUAG